Gasterosteus aculeatus aculeatus (three-spined stickleback) is the source of this 1748-nucleotide messenger RNA. Lineage: Eukaryota; Metazoa; Chordata; Actinopteri; Perciformes; Gasterosteidae. The record is from RefSeq and is a predicted model, not a curated record.
UUGGGGUUUGUUUCACAAGUUUCUAGUUCACUCGUCUGUUUACUCCUCUACGUGUAUAUCUACACAUACGUGUAUCUGUGUGUGUGUGUGUGUGUGUGUGUGUGUGUGUGUCACAGAGGUUCCACAGCACCUGACCCACCCACCAGCACCAGCACUACCUCAGGGUGUUUGUCCUGAGACAGACACGGACAAACAGUGGUCAAGUAACAGAGGAAAAGCGUCCACCGAGACGGCCCGGGACAAAAGGAUAGCAGGGGGAAGGACGGAGAGCACGGCCACAGCAGCAGAGCAGGAGGAGAAAAACCACCCCGAGUCGCCGGCAGGAGGAAGAUGACUACGUACACGGUGACUCUGAACGGCCCCGCUCCGUGGGGCUUCAGACUACAGGGGGGAAAGGACUUCAACAUGCCGCUCACCAUCUCCAGGAUAACCCCAGGGAGCAAGGCGGUGGGCGGCAGCCUGGCUCAGGGUGACAUCAUCUCCGCCAUCGAUGGGCUCAGCACCGAGGGGAUGACGCACAUGGAGGCGCAAAACAAGAUCAAGUCUGCCUCCAGCAAGCUGGCACUCACCAUGCAGAAAUCAAAACGUGCCGCAGCAUUUUCCACAACUCCAAGAAUGGACUCCCCCAUGCCUGUCAUCCCCCACCAGAAGGUUAUCGCAAACACAGCUGGAAAUGUGGAGUACACUCCCAGCUUCAAUCCCACUGCUCUGAAAGACUCAGCCCUAUCCACUCACAAGCCCAUUGAGGUGAGGGGGCCGGGGGGGAAGGCCACCAUUGUUCACGCUCAGUACAACACACCGAUCAGCAUGUACUCACAGGACGCCAUCAUGGACGCCAUUGCAGGCCAGUCGCAGGCCAAAGGACACGAGAGUGAGGAGGCGGGCUCACCUUUGGCUGGAGCUCUGCCUAUCAAGGACCCCGUGGUAGACUGCGCCUCUCCGGUUUACCAGGCGGUGAUCCGGCCCGGAGAGAACCAGGACAUGUCUGACUGGGCUCGCCGCGCUGACACCCUUCAGUCCAAGAGCUUCAGGAUGCUGGCCCACCUCACUGGCACCGAAUACCUGCAAGACCCAGACGAGGAAGCUCUGCAGAAGUCGAGAGAUAAGUUUGAGUCGGAGGUGAAAGGGCCCCGCUUCGCCAAGCUGAAGAACUGGCACCAAGGACUGUCCUCACAGAUCCUCAACGUCCAGGAGUAGAGAAAGAGAGGAGGAGGAGGAGGACACGCAGAGGGAAACAUGGACAAAAAGCGGAAGACGUAAACAAUAAGAGGGGGAUGAAUUAUGGAGGGAUAGAAAAGCCACAGGGAGGAAUGUGAGACAGUGUUGUUGUCUAGAUCAGUACGUGAGAUACUGUUAGCGUGAGAAUGAUAUGUGUUCAUAAGCUCAAUAUUAUUUGCCAAAUGCAUCUGUCCGCUGCUAAGACCUGAUCCGGCGUUUGGGGGUUUUCUUUCUUUUGUUUGUUUUCUGUUUUUUGGGUGGGGGGUUCUGUCUCUCUUAAAUGAAAGGCAAAUUGUACAAAAAAUAAUCAAGUAAAAAUGCAGAAGUGGUGUUUUCUUUAGUACAUAAAGCGCAUUUACAAACGUAGGAAUUCUAACACCAAGCAUGCUUGUGAGAAGGCCCACAAGGACUAAUGCACACAUAGACGUUAACAAACAACAGAGUAUGUAAAAAAGAAAUGCACUCGAAAAUGUACUUAUAUCAAUGUGAAUAAAUGUUUUCUUAAAACCAUACAGCUGAGUGAAAUGAAA